This is a messenger RNA of Paramuricea clavata, 7595 nucleotides long. The record is from the annotation of a GenBank genome assembly. NCBI's taxonomy places the organism in Eukaryota, Metazoa, Cnidaria, Anthozoa, Malacalcyonacea, Plexauridae.
CAUCGAUUGUUAUCUCCGAGAUGUUCUCUUUGCUUUCCGUUCGAGGCGUCUGGUUACAAGUGGUAGAAGAUGGAUGAAACACUGAAGAAAAGUAAGUGUUAAAAAGAUCCGCUUUUUCUUUCGCCGUCUUGGCUGUGAAACCAUUAUAUGUUAUUUCGUUGCUCUGACCUGUCCGGUGGUGAAGAAUUGAUUUAUGGUAACUAGUAGGCCUAUUAUAGUUAAAUUGGAUCAAUAUAUAGGGAUUGACCCGGGGACCUCUAAGCAUAGAUAUCUAUGCCUCUAAGUAUAAAUAAAAGUUAGUUUAGUUAGUUAAUUAAUCCUGUAGGCUUUAGCUUGAAAUGAACAGUUAAAUUGAUUCAGCAUUUGUAGCUAUAUAAGGCGAGGGCUAUCAUCGCCUAUAUCGUAUAGAUUAAUGUUAUAUAAAGCCUUUCAACAUUGCUGUAAUCCUGCAUGUAUCUACAUACAACAUUAAGAUUACGAUUGCCAAUGGACAUUGCAUGCAGGUGCUUUAAUAUUCAUUUGCAUAUUAAAUAAUACAUCAUUCUUCACUUCCUUCAGCAGUUGCAUAUUUCAUGCAAGCAUAAAAUUAUACACAGUUUGGUGAACACUACAUGCUUGUGAGUUUGCACAAAAGUUGUAAUUAAAGUUGGUCGUAUAAGAAUAGAUUGGAACUGGAUUAUCAAUGAACUAUAUAGGUUUUUGUGAAGCGAUACUAUAGAAGACGACGCAAUUGACAGGAACUGCAUGCAUUAAAAUCAAAGGUAAGCGUGAGUUAAAAGCAUGUCUAUUAUCAAAAAAUGUAACGCGUAUAUAGUAUAAUGAGUUCCAUUAGUGAUCAAAAGGAAUGUCUUGGUAUUGACCAUUGUAUAUAUGAGGAGAGGAAACCUAGGUGCUGCUGUAUAUAUUCAACGAAUCUACAGUAUAGCGUGUCUUACUAUCAUUUCUUUGAUUAAUCUUGUGCUGUAGCUCAAACAUAAAUCUACUUGCUACGUAACCUAUAUAUAUGCAAGACACCUGUCAACAUUUUAGGGCAAAUAAAGAAAUAAUUAAUUGAGUAAGGUGCCAAACCAAUAGCAUACACUCGUUGGGAAAAAUUUCUUCAGCCGCCUUUAUGGACGAUACGAUUUGCUGGCAAUAUACUGAGUUCUACUCAUGUUGGCCUUGAGCUUCAUUGUAUAGUUUCCUAAGAUUACGUGGUCUAUAUUGCCUUCCUGCGAGGCAUCAGUUCAUUCAUAUGACGUAUCUAUAGAUCGAUAUUUACAUCAAUGCAUCAUCGUAUAUAUCGGAACACCAUGGCACAAAUUAAUAAUAUUCUCAAAUAUAUAGUUAACCCUAUUUAUUAGAAUGUUGAUACUUUCUAAGUUAUGAGGUAUAGAUGUAUAUAUUAUAUAUUUGGUGUUUUAUUCAGAUAUAAUCAAUAAUUCAAAGUAAACAAGCAGUAAGUGCCCCCAUGCAAAUUGUGUUUUAUCUAUAUGGUAGCCUAAAUAGUGUUAUAUUAUGAGAACCUGAAAUAUGUGAUUUCUUAUCUGAUUGCUCCACGGUUUUCAUCGCUAUGCUAUAUAGUAAAACACACAUGCCUGCAGCCAGCCAGUUCUGUGAUAAAGUUUAUAAGCAUUGAAAUAAAGUUCACGUAUUUACGUUCGUGAAUCACUGACAUACGUAGGAGAGAAUAGUUUGAACGUCACUAAAUGUUUCGUGCAAGACCGUGAGACUAACUUAAUUAAAAUAAUGAAAUUAUCGAAAAAAGAAACAUUUUCACAUAUAAAUAUGUAAUAUGACAGGCGAGAUACAUCAACGUAUCUUAUUUAGUAAUUAUGGAUAGUGUUCUGUGGUUAUCGUGUUUGUCUAUAUAACAAUAGAGGGAGAUAAAAUCCCCCCAUUAAUCCAUAUCAACAAGAAUUUGUACAAUUAGAUCAUAAGGAAAAAACAACAUGGUUUUUCUAGUGCGUUCGUUGGUCACAAUGCUAAGCAGAAGAAAUUCUUCACAACAUAACUAGGUAUAUAUACUACUUUUCUUAAUUUCCAUACCUUAUAUAAACAGUCAUAGAACUCAGGGGCAGUACUCUGUGUGAACUUCGGUUAGUUUUUGAUCUCAACAUCGAUCGAUUAGAAUGUUCUGAUCUUGUUUUGUCCCAUGGCCAAGCUGUUUCUCACGCUAAAAAUAUUGUGUAAUGUUCAGACGAAUACAAAGAUCAAAUGCACGGACACGGUAAUAACAAUGAACCAAGAAAACGUGGCCGUCACUGGAACUCUAGGGAGAACAGUUUAGAAGUAAUAGUGCUAGCCAUGUGGUAUAUAAAUAAAGUUGUUUAGUUUAGCUUUCCUCAAGAAGUGACACUGAGCAUAUAAAAGAUGACAUUUACUAUAGACUUCCUGUAGUAAUCUAACCAGAGCAUUAACCUAUAUAUAUAUAUAUAUGCCUAAAUUUAUAAAUGAAUGAAACAUACACAUGAAAUUUCUACAAAAAUACAAAACAUUUUAACGUUGGUUCAAUCAAAGCCUAUCAAAGAGAAGAUGGCUGUAAAACUCAUUACAAUAACAAUAUACCUCAUUAUCUAUGUUAGCCAACGUUUAUUCAUAAAUCUGGUCCUUCACCGUCACGUGUGUAUUGUAUUUUUGCCAAAUCCACCAAUAGCAAUUUCCAAUUUCCCUAUUGUUCGAGUCACGGAUGUAGGUAACUUUCCUAAAACAUUGCUAUUGGUUAGUUGGGCAAAAAUACUAUACACACGUGACGGUGAAGGACCAGAUUUAUGAAUGAACGUUGACUAGCAUAGAUAUAAAUUAGUUAUAUUGUUAUUUUAAUGAGUUUCAUAGCCAUCCUCCCUUCGAUAGGCUAUGGUUCAAUCAAGUGAAAUGAAAAAAAAAAAUCCUGGUAUUAUAAUAAUAAAACCAUCUACUAUUGUAGUAACCAUCUGAUCCUAUAAUGGUAAACUAAAAUUCAGGGGCGUAGGAACCGGGGCGGGGGCAAGGCCCCAAGUUUUCACUAGAAGACAUAAAAAGUGCCCUUUGCCUUUGUGAAAAAUAUUGUUCAGAUUGCAUUUAUUUUCCCUUCCUUCUCCCCGUCGCCAACAUUUCCGGGAAGAACGUUUUAGGUGCCCUCUUCAUUCCAAAAGUGACCCUCGAAACCGGUGUCCCCCUCCCCCCUCCAACCUUUUGAUGCUUCCUACGCCCGUGCUAAAAUUAUUAUCCAUUAUUCUUCAGCUCCUGCGACUGUACGACAUAACGUGUUGAUGAAGAAAAGCUGGAAAUGAUUCAAGGUUUCUUAAUAUUUCAAACUGUAGCCGAGAUUAUUAUUUUACUCCUGGGUACAAUCGGUAAUGUGUUAGUGGUAUUGGUGAUUGCUAAGCGACGAAAGAUGCGAACUGUAACAAAUUAUCUCAUUCUAAAUCUGGCGUGUGCCGAUCUCACUGUACUAAGUAGCAACAUUCCUAUCGAUCUGACCACUCGGUUUAUGAAGAGAUGGGUGUUUGGUAAAGCGACGUGUAAGAUUAUAAAACCGUUACAAACUAUGGGAACCAUUGCUUCGAUAUUGACAUUGGUGGCCAUAAGUCUUAGCAGGUAUGAAAAGAUACAUGAAAAAUAGGAAUGAUGUUUUCAAGUACUGUUCCUAUAUGAAGUCCCCAAUCUUGGUAACCUGUUAACAGACUGUACUGUUUAUUAGAGGUGUGACUUCGAUAUUCGAAAUAAAAUGAAUUAAUUAUCCAGAAUCAUGCACUUUGUCAGCUUCUUGACAUGUAUUUCUUGCUUUUAUAUUUAUUUGGUUAAAUAUUUCCACUUGAAUGAGAAAAGAUCGGAUCGGAUUAGACAAUUUCGGAUCGGAUUGGAUUUUAAACAUUAGCCAAUGGACCAAUCCCCAAUUAACCAAAAUUUUGAUCUCAACAAGUCUAGACAAAAUUCCAUCAUAGCAUGAAAGGGCAUCACAAAAUUAGUAAUAUUCCAAAGUUUCGUUGCGAAAUGUUGUAAAAUGCGGAUAAUAUAGCCUUGCGAAAUUUGCAAUUUUCAGUCAUUUUCGAUUACAAACGGGAAAUGGUUACCACUUUUCCAAAAUUUUGAUCUUAACUAGCCUAAACAAAAAUUUCAUCACAGCUUGAAAGAGCACCACAAACUGAAAUUAGUAAUAUUCCAAAAUUUCAUGGCAAAAUGUUGUAAGAUGCGGAUAAUAUAGCCUUGCGAAGUUUGUAAUUUUCAGUCAUUUUAGAUUACGCACAGAAGUGGUAACCAUUUCCCGUUUGUAAUCUAAAAUGACUGAAAAUUGCAAACUUCGCAAGGCUAUAUUAUCCGCAUUUUACAACAUUUUGCAACGAAAUUUUGGAAUACUACUAAUUUUGUGAUGCUCUUUCAAGCUGUGAUGAAAUAUUUGUCUAGACUUGUUGAGUUCAAAAUUUUGGUUAAUUGGGGAAUGGUCCAUUGUCGGAUUAUAAACGUCCAAUCCGAACCGAUGCACACCUCUAUUGUUUAUUGCACUCUUGGCCCAUUUCCAUGGCCUCGUUUUCAUGUUGUUAUUCCUCAUGUUUCGUAUACAAUAGGUUUAAGGAUGGUUUUGUGAUUGGGCUCAAGUUCAAAGUGAACCAGCUGUGUGCAUGAAAGAUGAGGAUAUAACCUUUACGUCUGGCUGUCAUGCUAAAACAAGCAAACAUGAACACGAGGUCAUUGGGGCUAUUGAGAUAUUUUUCCCUGUUGUACAGAAUUUGCAUAACCAACAUAAAUCCUCUAUUAAGAGGCAUUUGAACUAUCCGAUAAACCAAUCAGAUGGGUUUGAUAUGUUCGAUCAGUUGCGUACUAGGCCAGUGAAAGCGGUAGUGGAAGUCAAAUGUAAACCUCUAUAAUAAUCGGACAACUGCAUUUUGCAGGAAUCAAUCCAUUACUAAUGUGCCAUAAAUAACCUACCACUCAGAACCCGACCCCCAAAAAACUAUGCUAUCUUAAUUUUACUAUCUAUUUCUAGAUAUCAUGCGAUCGUGUAUCCAUUUAACCGGCAAAUGAAGUUAUCGCAUGCCAGAGUGGUAUUGGUGGUUAUAUGGAUAGUCUCUCUGGUUGGUAUAAUACCGUAUGCAAUGGCUUGCAAAUAUUAUCCUAUUGAAACAGACUGUGGUGAAGAUUUUGCAAGUAUUGGCAUGUCACCCAGGGCUUACACGCUGACUAUGUUUAUGUUACAAUACGUUCUACCGAUGAUAGGAAUGACCUACGCUUACAACAGGUAAAGAUAAAAACAUUUAUUGACUGCAGGGAUCGAGAGACACAGUGUGUUUUGUAAUAGCCCCUGGUUUUGAGGACCCGGGACUGCCACACUUUCUCGAGGCAAACAUCUGCAGUCUACCGUUUGCCUACGACGAUGUUCAAAUGUGUUGGGAUGGAUAUCCAAACUAUCUAUUAUCUUGACAAACUUCUACCCCCUCAUAUUUCAAUGUUGGGUUUCAGUUAGAAUCUUACUUUGGUGUAUGAUCGGGUAAACAAUAUUGAAUGGGGUGAGGGUGAGGGAGCUACAGUUGUACGUUUGCCAUAAUUUGCAUGUAUCCACUGAUAAUUUAAAACUGCAGAUGUCCCAUCAAUGGUUGUACGUAGCUUGAUUAUAUUUAUUAUUAAAUAUUUUUUUUUAGAAUCGGAGCAGAAUUAAGUAACCAGCAAUGUAGAGGGUGUGGUACAUUAAUGGACGCCGAGUACAGACGAGAUACCAAGAAAGUUGUAAAAAUGUUGUCAAUAGUUGUAGCUGUGUUUGCUGUACUUGAUUUACCACUACAUAUUGUUUAUAUAUGGCUUGAUUUCUUUGAUGGUGACAAAGGUUUGUGAUUUCAAAUUAAUUUAUAGUUUAUACUUAGGGGCCUUAGGGGCCGUUCACACUAGCCAUUUAAUUAGCUCGAACGGAAAUCGAUUCAGAACCAUUACUUGUAGGUGAAUUAUUAACCAAAAAUUCUUGGUUAAUAUAUUAGUGCACCUAUAACAACAUAAUCUGGGUACCUUCGAUACCAAUGUGUUCUUACGAUCAUGAUAUUUUUUGUGUGUUUUGAUGUUAUGUACUCAGGUGAAUAUAAUGUUUCUGAUGAUACUCUGAGUGUAUAUCCACACCGGCCAAGCUUGAAAAACAUGCCUGACUACGGUUAGUCCAAUGCUCUGCCAACUGAGCUACGAGAUCAAAUUUAGGCCCUGUUUACACUAUACCGGAUUCGCUGGUCACGACAUCUUCUUUUGCCGUUACGGAGCAAUGGUUAGUAGCAAAUGCUUAUUAGUUUGACAGAAUUGGCAUGUUUAUUUGGGUCUCUGAGAUUAAAAAUCUUCACAGCCUUUCGAUACCUACAAAAUUUGACCCACUCCGAUAGCAAUCCGGUAUAGUGUAAACGGGGCCUUAGUCUAAAAGAUGAAACCGUAUAGUUUUCAAUAGUUUUUAGAUAAGGUAUUGGAAUACUCGUCUAUUCACUUAUCACUCAAUUUUCCUUUCCAUUUAGUUCCGUUCUACGAAUACAUCUUCAGUCUUGCGAAUAUCAUGCUCUACGGUAACAGCUUUAUCAACCCAAUAAUCUACAGUAUUUGCAACGACCAAUUCAGAACAGGAUUCCAAGAUUUAUUUGGUUCGUGUUUACAACCAUGUAACUUUCUUAUGAAAAUAACUGGUUUGUCAAAACCUGACCCUGACAGGACGUUCUCGCGUGCUCAAAAUGACCGCAAAUCUUUGCGAGAUGACAGACAAGACGAACGUGUAUUAACAGAUGGUAAUAAUGCGGAGGGACUUAGGAUAAAUGGUGUCAGACCAGAAUUAGAAAGAUCGGACUCUGCAUGUGGGGGUAAGUGUGCAGAUCGCAACAGACAGAGGGUGAUGUCAGUGGCUUGUACCUCAAAAUUAGAAGAAAUUGCAUACGUGUCGGCAGUGUAAGAUGAAAUGAUGAUAUAUAAUAGACCCUUAUUGGGUGUGAUGAUCCAACAGAUCUGGACUUACAGGAAAACAAGCACAAUGUUACAUCAACAUUCCUCACUGAAUCUAUAACCCACGAUAAGUUGAAAGGCAGUCGCUCCUAUAUUAGCUCCGUGUGAUAUGAUUCAUAUUAUUUUGAGCAAGGUGUGAAAACUUGAAAUUUUACCCGGAUGAAAGUUGAACACUUUUUUGAAACUCUGCCAUAUGGAUCAAAACCAGAUCUCAUUGUAAUGUUACUAUAGUGUAUUGGAGAAUCGAACCUAUACGGUCUGGGCAUCUGAAGAAACAGCGAAGUAUAUCAAGAAUUCCUUCUGGUACAGUCUACUUUGGGAAUCUGGUUGAUCCACUGUUUGAUGCUUCACUGCGGUUCAAGCAAAUUGAAAGCAUUUCUGAUAUACCAUUUCAUUUGCAGAUCACUCAGAGUUUAUACUAAACAUUGUGGACGUCCCAUUGGUCGUGCAAAUUUAAUUAUAUAUAAUAUAUUUAUUAUGAAGAUAUAUUUGCAUUAACGAAUUGUUAUAAUAAAAGUAUUUUAUUGGUGUUAGUUUGUUGGAUUAAACUAGCAACUCGUGUUCGCGACUACAGACUACACGACUUUGUGUAGUACAUUAGGGCAUGGUUAAUAAAAUACAUUACUUUAUUUUACAAUCCAUGCUUAGGAUUACUGAAAGAGCACGAAAGUUACUUGGGG